AUGAAGCUCAUCCUGGUUUUCGUUUUGGCUGUUUUGGCUGGUUGCGAUGCCAAAGCCAUGCAGCAGAACCAGCCCAAGCCGCAGGUGGACAUGGUCAAAGAUGCCUUUUGGGACUAUGUUGCCAAGGCAACAUCGACAGCUGGAGACUCACUGGCGCUGAUCAGACAGUCGGAUCUUGGAAAGGAAAUCAACACCCUGAUUUCUGGGAGCAACGAUGCCAUCAACAGGUUCACAGAUGUUCUCCGCACUCACGUGACCCAGGACUUCACGUCGCGCUUCUUCGAGCAGGCUGAGCAGCUAAAGAGCCGCCUGGAGAAGGAUCUGUCGGCCAUGAGAGCCCACUGGCAGCCGUAUGCCGACGAGGUGGUGACGCACUUCCAGGAGCAGGUGGAGGACCUGAAGAAAGAGGUGUCCUCUUACGCUGAGACCAUGGACUCGGAGGCUCUUAAAGCCGUCCUGCUGAGGAAAAGCCAGGAACUGAAGAGCCAUCUGGACAGAAACGUCGAGAAGCUGCACACUCAGAUGAUUCCUUACACUGAGGAACUUAGGCAGAAGAUGGAGAAUAGCCUGGAGGAGUUCCAGAAGAACAUGAUGCCCCUGGCCCAAACGUUUCACAGCCAGCUGAGGGAGAAGACUCAGGAGAUCCAGGAGAAGCUGCUUCCUUACGGGGAGGAGCUGAGGGCCAAGAUGGACAUCGACACCCAGAACCUGAAGGAGCAGCUGGCUGCUCUCUGGGAGUCCUUCACGAAGCUGACACAGUAA
Molecule: messenger RNA, 762 nt
Organism: Phycodurus eques (leafy seadragon)
Lineage: Eukaryota; Metazoa; Chordata; Actinopteri; Syngnathiformes; Syngnathidae
Gene: apoa4a
Product: apolipoprotein A-IV a
Exons: 3
Coding region: 1-762 (253 amino acids)
Biological process (GO): phospholipid efflux; cholesterol biosynthetic process; triglyceride homeostasis
Cellular component (GO): blood microparticle; high-density lipoprotein particle; extracellular region
Molecular function (GO): phosphatidylcholine-sterol O-acyltransferase activator activity; phospholipid binding; cholesterol binding
Source: RefSeq, a predicted model, not a curated record